This is a messenger RNA of Fragaria vesca subsp. vesca, 781 nucleotides long. RefSeq names its product ATP-dependent Clp protease proteolytic subunit 6, chloroplastic-like. Gene Ontology annotation, biological process: protein quality control for misfolded or incompletely synthesized proteins. Lineage: Eukaryota; Viridiplantae; Streptophyta; Magnoliopsida; Rosales; Rosaceae. The coding region runs from base 41 to 781 and encodes 246 amino acids. Gene Ontology annotation, molecular function: ATP-dependent peptidase activity; serine-type endopeptidase activity; ATPase binding. Gene Ontology annotation, cellular component: endopeptidase Clp complex. The transcript has 9 exons. The record is from RefSeq and is a predicted model, not a curated record.
CUCUCUCUCUCUCUCUCUCUCUCUCUCUCUCAGCUAAGAAAUGGUAGCUUCAGCUUUCUCGGCGCCCCUGAGCUUCUCGUUCGCUUCGCUCCCUUCCGUUUCCGUCAGAAAACCGAAGAGUUGUACAGUCUUUGCAACCUUGCGGAGUCCUUAUGGCGACGCUGCCGGUUUAUCGAGUGGCACAUCUCUAAAGCUUGAUGGCAAGUUUUUUGGUGAUACUAGUACCAGUUACGGUGCAAUAGAAGCGAAAAAGGGGAAUCCGCCAAUACUGCCGGCAGUUAUGACCCCGGGAGGACCUUUAGACCUCUCUUCUGUGCUAUUUAGAAAUCGUAUAAUCUUCAUUGGGCAGCCUGUCAACUCCUUGGUGGCUCAACGAGUCAUAUCACAGCUUGUAACUCUGGCUACCAUUGAUGAGGAAGCAGAUAUUCUGGUUUACUUGAACUGCCCUGGUGGGAGUACAUACUCCGUGUUGGCAAUUUAUGACUGCAUGUCUUGGGUAAACAUCAUACAGGAUUUUCUUUUGUCAUUUUUGUGGACAAGUUCUUGUUUUCAUUUUCCAGAAUUUCAUGAUUCCCAGACCAACAUAGGUCACGUAGAAGAUGUGAGGCGCCAAGUUAAUGAAGCAGUUCAAACUCGCCAUAAAGUCGACAAAAUGUACGUUGCUUUUACCGGCCAAUCUCUAGAGACUGUGCAGCAAUACACUGAGAGGGAUCGUUUUUUAUCUGUUUCCGAGGCUAUGGAGUUUGGACUAAUUGAUGGUGUGCUGGAAACAGAAUACUGA